CGAGAAUUGGGUGUGUAUUAUUAACUUAAUUUUGCUUGGGUUUUCCCCUUUCGGAUCUCCUCCAUUUAUACAUGGGCUCUAGACAAUUAAGGUAAUGCAUAAUCAAUGGAAUCUCUCCCGUCAACGGCGCGAUCCUCUUUUUCCGGCUUCGUCUCCGUCAUUCAGUUCCGUUCCCUCCUCAGGAUUGACUCUGCCAGCUGUUCUUGGACUGGAAUUGACCAGGCUUAGCUCCAUGGGCCGGCCCAAACCUAGGUCAGUUCCCUUUCUCGCCGCCAUGAUUGUUUCUGAUUCCGAUUCGGCCACCCCAUCGUCUAAUUCUCGCCAAGCCGAUCAAUCGGCCUCUGGCCGCACCCCAAGCCACACUCAAUCGUCUCGGCCGUCGCCGUCGGUGCCUAGCCAAAAGCGGCACCGAUUGAGAAAGCAAUUUCCCUCCUCGACCCCGGUGAAUGAGGGCUCGAGGGUUAAAUUGGACGAGAACAUAAUGGCGUUGUGCCAUUGCCAGAUUACUGACCGGGGUUUCGCCGAUGCUACUGACAUGGUUGGACCCUCAAUCGAGGUCCAAAGACCUACCAGGACCCAGACCGCUCUAGACGCUCCUUCGGGGUUUUUCACAGUCCAUCUGGCGUCCCUGAAGAAAGAGCUGCGAUUCCCCCUCCAUCCACUGUUGAUUGAAUUCCUCAAUGUGGUGGACCUCCUUCUUUGCCAACUGGUCCCCAACUCUCACCGGUAUAUCGCCGGUUACUUGGUUAGGUGCAAGGCUGUAGGGGUGAAGCCCACCUUGGACCACUUCUUGUUCACUUUUAAGCUGACCAAAGGCCACAAGGAUUGGGCGUCCUAUGCUAGCCUUUCCCAGAGGUCUAGUAAACUCUUCGCCAGUGACAAGAAGGGGUCAACCAAGGAUUGGAAGCCUUUCUUUGUUUUCGUCUCGACGGGGCCCAAAUCUCCUUUCACAGGUUCAGGGCGCCCCUCCUUCCGUCGCAUCCCAUGCCCCCUGUCUGAUGCCACCCUUUUGUCCAUCAUCCGUCAACUCUGCAAUAAGGGAGUCAUGAACAUCAAAGAGGUGGUGACAGAGGAGUCCCUUGCCGGGUUAGGGUUUGAGUUUGUCCAGGAUGAGCUUCGUCACCAACCUGACAUGCUGAGGGACAUUCCCGGGGGGCACCAGCCUGACCAGCUAAGGGACAUUCUUGAGGAAGGUCUUGACUGUGGCCCUUUUGUUGAAUUACAAGAUUUAGGAGAAGAGAUGGACGGCGAUCUUCUGCUCAGCCGCUUCACAGCAGGAAGGAAGAGGAAGAGAGAGGCGAAGGGCCAAGGCAAGCAUUCUUCCUCCCACCGAGAGGAAAGUUCUUCUCGUGAGCCGGCUGUGAUUGUGGUGGAGGACCAAGAUGAUGUGGCCCUGGAAACAGAUACAACGACGGGCCAUUCCCCUCCGCACUCUUUAAUGCAAGGCGGCGACCUCGCUGGAUCGUCCCAAGGUGUUGCCUUGGAGCGACCUCCUUCGUCGCCCGCAGUAACCUACGAGGUGGCGACCGGGGGUCGCUCAACGAGGCUCUGCAUUCCUCCUCCGCCCCAAAGUCUAGGGGACGUGCAGCUGGAGACCCUGAUCACCCUGCCCGCAGAAGAUCAGGCCCGUAUCUCAGCCGGUUCUGAGGACGACCUUGACAACAUGGUUCUUCUGAGGCUUAGCCAAGACACGUUGGGGAUGAUUGAGGUGGUUGGCAGGAAACGAGGCCGCCAAGCCGCCGCAGAUGAAGCUGUGAAGGCAGCGGAGGCCAAGCAGAAGGAGUUACAGGAGGAGGUCGCCCGCCUCACAAGGGAGUUGGAGGAGAAAAAUAGCCGCUGUGCCACUCUUGAGCAGUUGGAGGUGGAGAGGAGCGACCGAGCCCGCCAUGCUGAAGAAGCGAUCGAGUCCUUCAAAUUUUCUCCCGAUUUCACAGCGGUCGCUCUGGAGCAAAUGGACAAGAUGAUAGCCGAAUGGCUCAAGACUGAACCUGGGGCUCAAUGGAUGGUCAAUGAGGGGACCAAGUCUUUCAAUUGUGGGCUCUUUCGCGCCCAACAGGUCUUCCGAGACAGGCUAUCCCAGCUCCCCAAAGGAUUCUCUUUCCCUGACCUCGGCUUUCCUCCUCCCUGUCGCUCCUUGCCCGAGUUCGACCCCAGUCCUUACUUGGACGGAGAGAGCUCGAGCGCCUCUGAAGAAGAAGAAGAAGAAGAAGAAGUAGAUGGACAGGGCGACCAGAAUCCAGGGGCCAGCCUAGCCACGUCUAAGACGGGUGGAAACCCCAGCUCGAGCAUCUAACCUCCUCUGUUGUCCUCUUUCAACUUUGUCAAACACUUAUAAUUUUUUCUUUUUGAAAUGAUAUGUCGUUUUGAUACAGUGCUCCCCUGUUUUGACAAAAUACCUGACUUGCUGGGUUUACCGUGUGCUUUUUCCUUUAAUUAAUCUUGAUAACAUGG
Cuscuta campestris is the source of this 2451-nucleotide messenger RNA. NCBI's taxonomy places the organism in Eukaryota, Viridiplantae, Streptophyta, Magnoliopsida, Solanales, Convolvulaceae. The record is from the annotation of a GenBank genome assembly.